AUGGCCGAGAAGAUUGCUAUCGACAAAAACAAUUUUUUCAAUCACCUGUCCAACCUCUACGUAUCAUGGAAGGCGGAUAAGCGGUCAGGCAAUGCUCUUUUCGGGGGCGCAAGUUCCAUUGUCGUCCUUAUGGGCAAGACUAGAACCGAUGAAAGCGCCUUUCAGAAGAACAAUGCGAUGCACUUCUGGCUCCUUGGCUACGAAUUCCCGGCCACCCUCCUCGUCCUGACCACCGAAGCGAUAUAUGUGGUUACCACCGCCAAAAAAGCGGAGCUUCUUGAGCCUCUGAAAGGUGGGAAGAUUCCGGUGGAACUUUUGGUGACUACCAAAGACCCAGAGUCCAAAACAAAGGCCUUUGAAAAAUGUGUUGAGGUCAUCAAAAACUCCGGGAACAAAGUUGGUACUCUGCCAAAAGAUACCACUUCCGGCCCUUUCGCCGAUGAUUGGAAACGUACCUUCUCGGAAAUUUCCAAGGACGUGGAGGAGGUUGAUAUUACCCCGGCCCUGUCAGCUGCAUUUUCAAUCAAAGACCCAGAGGAACUCGUUUCUAUUCGAAAUGCUUCCAGGGCAUGCAGUGGCCUAAUGUCGGAUUAUUUCGUGGAUGAGAUGUCUCGUCUGCUCGACGAAGAAAAGCAGAUGACACACAAAGCUCUUGCUGGCAAGGUGGAGGCAAAAAUCGACGAUGCCAAAUUUUUCAACAAGCUUGCUCGCCUACCAUCUGAAUUUGAUGCUGAGCAGAUUGACUGGGCUUACGGGCCAGUUGUCCAGAGUGGAGGUACAUAUGACCUCAAAUUAACUGCAACUCCCGAUAGCAAGAACCUCGAAGCCGGGAUUAUUCUAUCCAGCUUUGGCAUUCGCUACAAAACAUAUAACUCUCUCAUCGGUCGCACUUAUCUAGUCGAUCCCAGCAAGUCUCAAGAAGCAAAUUACUCUUUCUUGCUAAGUCUCCAUGAUGCGGUCAUGAAAGAGAUCCGGGAUGGUGCCGUCGUCAAAGAUGUGUACAAUAAGGCCCUCAAUCUCGUGAAGUCCAAAAAGCCAGAGCUUGAAAACCACAUGACCAAAAAUAUCGGUUCAGGAAUUGGCAUUGAGCUCCGGGACUCUAAUAUGGUCUUGAAUGCUAAGAACACCCGAGUUCUAAAGAACGGCAUGACUUUGGCGAUCAGCAUCGGGUUCACUGACGUGAAGGAUGCAUCUUCCAAAGGGAAAGAUGUGUAUUCCAUGGUCAUCACUGACACUGUCCGUGUUGGGGACAGUGGACCUCUUAUCUUCACCAAAGAUGCAGGUAUUGACAUGGACUCUGUUUCGUUCUAUUUCGGCGAUGAUGAAGAACCAGAGAAGCCUGUGAAAGAGAAGAAAGAAGCAAAGUCAAGUGCGGUGGCGGGCAGGAAUGUUACACGCACAAAGCUCCGUGCGGAGCGUCCUACACAAAGUAACGAAGGCGCCGAAGCACGUCGUCGAGAACACCAAAAGGAGUUGGCUCAAAAGAAGACUAAGGAGGGUCUUGACCGGUUUACCGGAACCACAGGAGAUGAUAACGGUGUGGCUCAAAAGAAGUUCAAACGUUUCGAGUCCUACAAGCGAGACAAUCAGCUGCCCGCCAAGGUCAAAGACCUCACAGUCUAUGUCGACCACAAAGCAUCAACUAUAAUUGUGCCCAUCAUGGGCAGACCGGUGCCGUUCCAUAUCAAUACUAUCAAAAAUGCCAGCAAGAGUGAUGAAGGUGAAUAUGCUUACCUGCGUAUUAACUUCCUCUCGCCUGGACAGGGAGUCGGUAGAAAGGAUGACCAGCCGUUUGAGGAUCCUAAUGCCCACUUCGUUCGAAACCUAACACUGCGGUCAAAACACAAUGAUCGGUUUGCCCAGGUGGCGCAGGACAUCACCGAACUCCGAAAGAAUGCUCUACGUCGGGAGCAGGAGAAGAAGGAAAUGGAAGACGUGGUCGAGCAAGAUAAACUUGUGGAAAUCCGAAAUCGUCGACCUGUGAAGCUGCCUGAUGUGUAUCUUCGGCCCCCACUGGACGGCAAGCGAGUUCCAGGUGAGGUGGAAAUCCAUCAGAACGGUCUUCGGUAUCUAUCACCUUUCCGAAACGAACAUGUCGAUGUUCUUUUCAGCAAUGUCAAGCAUCUGUUCUUCCAACCAUGUGCUCAUGAGUUGAUUGUCCUCAUUCAUGUGCACUUGAAGACCCCGAUCAUGAUCGGAAAGAGAAAGACCAGAGAUGUCCAAUUCUACCGUGAAGCUACAGAGAUGCAAUUCGAUGAGACCGGCAACCGUCGACGUAAGCACCGAUUUGGAGAUGAAGAGGAGUUUGAGGCCGAACAGGAGGAAAGACGCCGAAGGGCUGCACUCGAUCGUGAGUUCAAGGCGUUUGCUGAGAAGGUUGCGGAUGCUGGAAAGGACGAGACCGUGGAUGUCGACAUUCCUUUCCGAGAGAUUGGCUUCACUGGUGUUCCUAACCGCUCUAAUGUUUUGAUUCAACCCACCACGGACGCGCUCGUGCAACUCACGGAGCCACCCUUCAUGGUAAUCACUCUCAAUGAGAUUGAAAUUGCUCAUUUGGAGAGAGUACAGUUUGGACUCAAAAACUUCGAUCUCGUCUUCGUUUACAAAGACUUCCAUCGACCUCCCGUCCAUGUCAACACAAUCCCAGUUGAAGCUCUUGAGAGUGUUAAGGAUUGGCUCGAUUCGGUUGACAUUGCAUUUACUGAAGGUCCCUUGAACCUGAACUGGACCACAAUCAUGAAAACCGUCGUCAGCGAUCCAUAUGGCUUUUUCACCGAUGGUGGUUGGUCUUUCUUGGCUGCUGAAUCCGACUCGGAGGGUUCGGAUGAAGAGGAAGAGUCGGCAUUCGAAUUAUCCGAUUCUGAUCUGGCUGCUGCCGAUGAAAGCUCGGAAGAGGAUAGUGAGUUUGAUGAUGAUGCUAGUGCCGAUGCCAGCGAGGAGGACUUCAGUGGCGACGAGGAAAGCGGCGAAGAUUGGGAUGAGCUGGAAAAGAAAGCUAAGCGUCAUGAUAAAGAAGCGAUCGCAGAGGAGGAUGACCGUGGCACCAAGCGCAAGCGUUAG
Molecule: messenger RNA, 3060 nt
Organism: Penicillium angulare
Lineage: Eukaryota; Fungi; Ascomycota; Eurotiomycetes; Eurotiales; Aspergillaceae
Gene: spt16
Product: chromatin-remodeling protein SPT16
Exons: 7
Coding region: 1-3060 (1019 amino acids)
Biological process (GO): positive regulation of transcription elongation by RNA polymerase II; transcription elongation by RNA polymerase II
Cellular component (GO): FACT complex
Molecular function (GO): nucleosome binding
Source: RefSeq, a predicted model, not a curated record